AUGGAGUAAAAUACAUUAGAUAUUGUUAAGACACCUGUUCCAUUCAUAACCUUGAAUGAUGGAAAUAAAAUGCCCUAAGUUGGACUAGGUACAUUUAAAGCUGAUGAAGGAGAUGAUAUCGUAGGACUGAUCAAAUCUGCAAUACUUGAACAUGGCUAUAGACAUAUUGAUACAGCUAAGGUUUAUUUUAACGAAGAGAAGAUAGGUUAAGCCCUUUAGGAAUGCAUACUUGAAGGAGUUAAGAGAGAUGAACUCUUUAUAGCUACAAAACUUUAUCAUGAUAAAGACAAGCAUAAUGUAGAGGAGGCUUGUAGAGAACAACUAAAGAGACUUUAGCUUGACUAUCUUGACCUCUACUUGGUACAUUGGAUGUCACCUUAUAUUGAUUGGGAUAAUUAAGAGAACUAUGUAUAGCCUACGCCUGCUCAUAAGGUCUGGGAAUAAAUGGAACAUCUUGUUGAAAUUGGUUUAGUAAAGAGUAUUGGAGUAUGCAAUUGCUCAUGCCAAAUGAUGCUAGAUAUCUUGACAUAUGCUAAAAUUAGGCCUGCUGUCAAUCAAAUUGAAUUGCACCCCUACUUUUCCUAAAGAGACUAUGUUGAUUUCAUUAGAAAUAAGUUUAAUAUUCAAGUCACAGCUUAUGCGCCUUUAAGUGCAGUUAACUGGACAUUCAAAAAACCAGAAUAUAAUGAACUUAACUUAUUUAAGGAACAAUUAAUUGUUGAUCUAGCUGGAAAGUACUCCAAAUCUGUUGCAUAGAUCGUCUUAAACUGGCAUGCAGUUCAUAGAAAGCAUUUGAUAAUACCAAAGACUGCUAAAAAAGAGAGGCUUGGAGAAAAUAUAAACAUAUUUGACUUUAAGCUAGAGUAAACUGAAUAUGAAGAGAUCGAUAAGCUUGAAAAAGGCGCUAGAUUUUAUGAUCCUUUAUAUUUCUCGUACGGUGUAUGGAGAAAUUGGCCCUAUUUUAGUUGA
Molecule: messenger RNA, 969 nt
Organism: Stylonychia lemnae
Lineage: Eukaryota; Ciliophora; Spirotrichea; Sporadotrichida; Oxytrichidae
Source: the annotation of a GenBank genome assembly